AUGGCGGAUCGGCUUACACAGCUGCAGGACGCGGUGAACUCGCUUGCAGACCAGUUUUGUAAUGCAAUUGGAGUGUUACAGCAGUGUGGUCCUCCUGCCUCUUUUAGUAAUAUUCAGACAACAAUUAACAAAGAUCAGCCAGCUAAUCCCACAGAAGAAUAUGCCCAGCUUUUUGCAGCACUGAUUGCACGAACAGCAAAAGACAUUGAUGUUUUGAUAGAUUCCUUGCCCAGUGAAGAAUCUACAGCUGCUUUACAGGCUGCUAGCUUGUAUAAGCUAGAAGAAGAAAACCACGAAGCGGCUACAUGUCUGGAGGAUGUUGUUUAUCGAGGGGACAUGCUUCUAAAGAUACAAAGUGCACUUGCUGAUAUUGCCCAGUCACAGCUGAAGACAAGAAGCGGUACCCAUAGCCAGUCUCUGCCAGACUCAUAGUACCAGCGUAUACCACAUGGCUGAGAAAAGAACUAUUUCAAUGGCAUUAAGAAUUCUGCAUCAGAUUUAGAUGUAAGCCUUACCAACAGUUACAGAAACAUUAAGCACUAUAACACAUUAUCUUUCUAGCUAUUUUUAAUAGUCUUCUAUUUUCACUCUUGAUAAAUAAGCUUGUAAGAUUGUGAUUGAACCAGCUUUAAACCAUCAUUAUACUAUCAUUUUUUAUUAUCCAAAUGAAAUUAUUGAGGCAGCUCUUACAUUAAUGGUCAUAAUUAAACAAAUUACCAUAAAA
This is a messenger RNA of Rhinolophus ferrumequinum (greater horseshoe bat), 724 nucleotides long. It is a transcript of the gene MED21, whose product is annotated as mediator complex subunit 21. The record is from RefSeq and is a predicted model, not a curated record. Gene Ontology annotation, molecular function: transcription coregulator activity. Gene Ontology annotation, cellular component: mediator complex. Lineage: Eukaryota; Metazoa; Chordata; Mammalia; Chiroptera; Rhinolophidae. Gene Ontology annotation, biological process: regulation of transcription by RNA polymerase II.